Molecule: messenger RNA, 1724 nt
Organism: Alosa alosa (allis shad)
Lineage: Eukaryota; Metazoa; Chordata; Actinopteri; Clupeiformes; Clupeidae
Gene: ndufaf4
Product: NADH:ubiquinone oxidoreductase complex assembly factor 4
Exons: 3
Coding region: 21-560 (179 amino acids)
Biological process (GO): mitochondrial respiratory chain complex I assembly
Cellular component (GO): mitochondrion
Source: RefSeq, a predicted model, not a curated record
ACGUAGAGACUAAACAGUUCAUGAUGGGGGCUCGGGUUGGACGCAUGUUCAGAAAUUUUAAUUUAGAAAAUCGUGCACACCGUGAAAUAGGAAGGGAAAAACCAGUCUCUGCUCCCCGACACCCAACUCCAGUGACUAACGUUACGGCUGAAAGCGCCGAGGAAAUCACGGAGGAAAUCCAUAAGAAAAAUGACCCAUUGCUGACAUUAUUGAAGACUGUCUAUGUGGAAUCAAAAGAUCCAGCACCUCAGAGUGUGCCAUCUGAGUCAGGGACGAAAGCAGAAGCUGAACGGAGGCCGUUAAAGUUUAGCUUGCCAGGUGACCCAUAUGGUAUCUGCGAUAUCACCGACGUCCCCAAAGGGAAAAUCUCCAUUGUUGAGGCUCUCAAUGCACUCAACCACCACAAACGGGAACCUCAGACAUGGACUCCAGAGAAAGUGGCCCAAGAGUACUCGUUAGACUUGAAAGAUACUCGGGGCCUUUUGACCUUUUUUAUCCCCUUUGAAGUGAAAAUAAUACCACCCAAUGAGGGUGGGCCCCAACAGAUUAAGGACUCUUAGGAUCUAGGAGCACAUUCUGUCUAUAUCUGAUUCAAACUGUCAAGGUUGAAUUUGUGUGUGCUCGUGCACAAAUAUUACGUGUUUAUUUUGAUAUUCUGUGGAUACUGAGAAGUAUUUUUUUUUCUGCCUAAAGUGGAGUACAAUUAUUUAUUGACAUACUGUUGAGUUAAAGAUGUCUGUAAUACCACGUUAUAGAGACAAAAUGUUUUAUGUUGUAAUGUGAAUUUAAAGAAAAGACGCACAAUAUUUUGAAUCAGUCAAUGGCCUUAAUCACUGAAUAGCUGUGUAUAAUGGGGACUAACGUUGAGAAACUGAAGUAGCCCUGCAACCUCUUGGCCUCAGAUAGGAGUGUUGCUGAGAAACCUUAAAUGUUAAAAGCCUGGCGUGCACCAAUGAGCCAAACCAAUUAUGACUUAAGUCCUCUGGUCCCUCUGCAGCUCCAACUUACCAAUCACUUGUACUAAAGAUUCCCUGUUGCAUCUACCUCUCAGAUGGCAGUAGCUGAUCCUGAGGAGGGGUUGAAAUGGUUCAGAUUUGUUUUUCUGUUCCUUACCAUUGGAAUCUGGGCAAUUUGGGGGCCAAGGCAACACCUUCUUUUGCAUGUUUCUCAAAACCAUUUGCCAAUAAUGUGUGCACUAUGGCAGGGUGUAUAAUCAUAUUGUAUUGAACGAGUCCACACUCAUACUGUUGCAAUGAAGGGCCUUAGAUAUACCAUGUUUGUGAUUAAGUGACAUACCUAGAUAGGUUAACUCAGAGUAGGUGGCAAACCUAGUAGAAGAGACUCAUGGCUUCAUUCUUAUAGUAAACCAAAGCAACAGGGCUCUAUUAGGAGGCCUACCACCUACUCUCAGUUAGUUUACCCAAGUGUGACACUGAACAACCCAAGAACAUGGAUUAGUAAUAAGCCUGACAAAGUUGACUUGGAGUAUGUUGUAAACCUCCAAGAACGUCAUGGCUUCAUUCUCAUGCAAAAACAAAGCCAUAGGGCUCCUCUACCACAUACUCUCCAUGAUCGCAGCUAGGCUGGUUGAUCAUCUAAUCCGAUUGGGAUACCGGUCUAGAGCAAUGGUUUGGUAGUUGGAACAUGUCAAAUGGAUGUUAACAUGAAUGCCAGAUCCAAGUUGCAGACAUUUAGCACCAAAUAAAGCUGCAGUUGUGACAUUU